UUGUGUCGAAAUAUUUAAAUAUUUUAACUUUUCCAAUAUGGCUGGUAAUGAGGCUGGACAUGGUGCUAUUGUCAGAAAUAGAGAUUUGAUUGAUGUGAGGAUAGAAGCACCGAGAGGGAAUAGAAAACAGGUGGUUUAUGAAAAGAUAUUAUCUCUUAUUGAUAUAACAGAUGAACCUUCCAAACAUCUUAAAAGUAAUAUUAUGAAAUGCAGCCAGUUGUUUGGGUUGAAAAUGGCAAAUAAAUGGCAGAUAGUAGGACAAUCUCGAAAUCGACUUUUACAAAAUCAGGUAUAUUGGUUAGACAAGAUUAUAUAUAGAAUAAAUAAUGAUUCUGAAGAAAACACAUCUUCGGAUGAGGAACAAGAACCUCCUUGUCGCUCAGUUGGAUGGCCACGGGUGCCAUUUGAAGAGGCAUCGAAGACAACAAAACGAAGGCGUGUAGCCGAACUAACCACAGACAGAUCUGCAAAUGAACUUCAAUUUGCUGUGAAUGUCGUUUCUGGAAGCAAUCACACAUCACACAAAUUUUUAGUUUUAGUACAGCUGAAGCUUUAG
Messenger RNA from Acanthoscelides obtectus, 556 nucleotides. The record is from the annotation of a GenBank genome assembly. Lineage: Eukaryota; Metazoa; Arthropoda; Insecta; Coleoptera; Chrysomelidae.